GCGCGUCGUGGCGCGUAGUUUCCAUCUUGGCCGCCAGAGGUCGCCAACGCCUUUCUACCUGCGCGGCGGUGCUUCGCCGGCCAUUUCUGUCACGGUUUACGCUCGGACGCCGCCGUUUUAACGGAUUUAAAUGGAAAAAAGGAGUCGCGGCCGGUUGUACGCGUGGCGUCGGGCGCGUCUUCCGCCAUCGGCACUCGACGGAGAAGCGCCGUCGUGCGCCCCAAACUGAAAAGGCGUUGGAAGAGCUCCACCUCUGGCCGACGGCGGACGGAGGGGGCGGUUUCGGGACGCGCGCGCAUAUUCCGGAGUGCAACCUGCCCGGCUGUCAGUCCGCGCGAGGAGGAAGAGGUGAGCCCCUUUUGGCUCUCGAGUCCACGGGCAACUUCGGAGCGCCGUCGCGCAGUCGAGCCGAGCCGUCCGCUGCCAUGACAUGGCUUCAUCCGUAGGAGUUGUCAUUUCACUCUUGCCCGCGACCGUCGGAGACAUGCUUGUGUUGUGACGCGCUCCCGCGGGCGCCCCGACCGCCGUCCCCACGGCGCACUUUGACCGCCCCGAUGAGAACGGGGACAAAAGCCGUUUUGCGCCUCGGCGUCAGGAAAUAGUUCUCAUGGCUUGAGGCCGGCGCCUUGCCGUCAACUGCUUUUUCUGUCUUUUUGUUCGACAACCUUUGGACGAGGCGAGGGACGCCACCAUGACCCCGGCUUGGCUCGCCUUGGUCGGAUUGUGCUGGGGCGCCUACUGCUGCAGCUCCCCGGCGGCGGGGCGGCACUCCUCGCGGGACGGCAGCGGCCGAGCGCCGCCGGCCCCCUUCGUGCAGCGGCGCCUGAGGACGCACGAGAGGAGGGAGAUGCAGAAGGAGAUCCUGUCCAUCCUGGGUCUGCCGCACCGACCCAGGCCGCGUCUGUCCCGGGCCAGAUUCAACUCGGCUCCGCUCUUCAUGCUGGACCUGUACAACAGCAUCCGAGCGGACGGCGCGUCGGAAGGCUCCCGGCCGGCGCGGACCACGCGCGGCCCGCCGCUGGCCACCGUGGACGAAGCGGAAGCGGCCUUCCUCGACGACGCCGACAUGGUGAUGAGCUUCGUCAGUUUGGCGGAGCGGGAGCCCCCCCCGCGGCGGCCUCAGCACAAAGAGUACAAGUUCAACCUGUCGCAGAUCCCCCGCGGCGAGGCCGUCACCGCCGCCGAGUUCCGCCUGUACAAGGAGUGCGUGAGCGGCGCUUUCUGCAACGACACCUUCCUGCUCAAAGUCUACCAAGUGGUCAAGACGCACCCGCACAGAGAGGCGGAGCUUUUCCUGCUGGAGUCUCGCCGACUGUGGGCGGCGGAAGAGGGCUGGUUGGAGUUUGACGUCACGGCCACCGGCAACCUGUGGCUCAUGAGCCCGCCGCACAACCUGGGCCUCCAGAUGAGCGUGGAGACCGCCGGCGGGCGGCGCGUGAGUCCCGAGGACGCCGGGCUGGUGGGGCGCGACGGCGCCGUGGAGAAGCAGCCUUUCCUGGUGGCCUUCUUCAAGGUCAGCGAAGUGCGCCUGCGCAGCUCCCGCUCCGCCGCCGGCAAACGCCGCCAGCAGAGCCGCAACCGAUCGGCGCCCACGCAGGAGAUGUCCGCGGGGCCCGGCCCAGCAGACUACAACGGCAGCGAUCAGAAGACGGCCUGCAGAAGACACGAGCUCUACGUCAGUUUUCGAGAGCUCGGCUGGCAGGAUUGGAUCAUCGCUCCCGAAGGCUACGCCGCCAAUUAUUGCGACGGGGAGUGCUCCUUCCCUCUGAACGCCCACAUGAACGCCACCAACCACGCCAUCGUGCAGACUCUGGUGCACCUGAUGAAUCCCGAGAACGUCCCUAAGCCCUGCUGCGCCCCCACCAAGCUCCACGCCAUCUCCGUGCUCUACUUUGACGACAACUCCAAUGUCAUUUUGAAGAAAUAUAAGAACAUGGUGGUGCGAGCCUGCGGUUGCCACUGACGCGCGCCGCCGCCAAAGAAUCUCAGCGCUGUCCAGGCGUCGCUCGGAAAAGGCUUCCGCGGCGGAACCAAAGUCCCCACAUGCUAUUUUAGCAACAGUUUCCUCCAAAUAAACCCUCCCGUGUCAAUAUUUGUUGCGGCGAAAGGGAUGUUCUGGUCCAAACAAGUGAAGAAUCGGGCCUUAUCCGUCCAACGCGGCCACUACUGGGUCAAGGGUGCAAAAAUCAUCACCGUCGCUUGUUUUCUUUCACCCAAGUUUCAGGGCUUUUUUUUUUAUUGAACAUGUUGCCGUGGAGUCUUUCAGGCGAUAUAUUUGAAGCCAAAUCUAAUAGCGACAGGAAGAAGCUCAAAGCCUUACGUGCCUCGCCAAUCAUCCAACACAAAACAUACCUCUGGCAAGCUGCUGUUUACAUCACGUCUGGGCUCUUCUUGUGUAAAUACUUGUACAUUCACACUUUAUUUAUUGCACUUUUUGUUCCAAAACAAAAAGAAUAUCAUAGAAAAGACACAUGGAGACACAAGAAGCUAUUUUAGAUUUCUUUUAUUAUGAAAUCUCAUGUUAAACUUGCCAUUAUUUUGUGGGGGGGGAGGGGGGUUGGGGGGGUCAAAUCUGUGGGCAGUGCACAACCCAUGACUGCAUAACACACAAAAACAAGUGUCACUGGAGUUCCGUAGACCAUGUGCUUGGCAUAAAGAUUUCCUGGCAAAAA
This is a messenger RNA of Hippocampus zosterae (dwarf seahorse), 2672 nucleotides long. RefSeq names its product bone morphogenetic protein 6 (gene bmp6). The record is from RefSeq and is a predicted model, not a curated record. Gene Ontology annotation, biological process: SMAD protein signal transduction. The coding region runs from base 692 to 1963 and encodes 423 amino acids. The transcript has 7 exons. NCBI's taxonomy places the organism in Eukaryota, Metazoa, Chordata, Actinopteri, Syngnathiformes, Syngnathidae. Gene Ontology annotation, cellular component: extracellular region. Gene Ontology annotation, molecular function: growth factor activity; cytokine activity.